Aureobasidium vineae is the source of this 513-nucleotide messenger RNA. The record is from the annotation of a GenBank genome assembly. Lineage: Eukaryota; Fungi; Ascomycota; Dothideomycetes; Dothideales; Saccotheciaceae.
AUGGCCUGCUUUGCUGGCUUCGUACUCUGGAACUCAUCCUCGCUAGGCGAUCUUCUGCAGAUUCGCAAAAACUUCCAAGACCAGCACAUCUUUGACGCUCUGAGUGGCGUCAGCCCGGAGUUUAUCGACCACCACAAGGAUUUUGAGCUCUAUCGCAACCUCAGACGGGACGGCAGGGCAGUGCUGAAGAGCAGCGACCUGAGUGGCUCAGGUACUGAAGCCACGCAACGGCACGCUAAAGCAUCAUUGUUGGAGUACCUAGUAGUGCUGGAUUCGUCCAAACCACAUUACACUGGCAGCAUCAUGUUCAUUGGCGACACGGUCUUCGCGCACGGUGGCUCUGGCUUCAUGGUCUCACAACCAGCGAUGCGUAUGGUAGUGAACCAGUAUACCGCACACAAGGCCGAGAUUGAGGCUUACACCGAUGGCCACUGGGCCGGCGACUGUGUACUGGGCAAAGUGUUCACAGAAGCCGGUGUGAAGUUCACCGAUGCAUGGCCCAUCAUGCAAUGA